This is a messenger RNA of Selaginella moellendorffii, 1336 nucleotides long. RefSeq names its product GDSL esterase/lipase At1g71250. The transcript has 6 exons. The record is from RefSeq and is a predicted model, not a curated record. NCBI's taxonomy places the organism in Eukaryota, Viridiplantae, Streptophyta, Lycopodiopsida, Selaginellales, Selaginellaceae. The coding region runs from base 215 to 1303 and encodes 362 amino acids. Gene Ontology annotation, molecular function: hydrolase activity, acting on ester bonds.
CUUUACUGUAGACGUGAGGCGCCUAAACAGCGGUGCCCCUUUGGCGGGUCAAAAAUAACCAAGUUUAGAACUCUCAUUUAAUGGAGUCACAUGAACGACAGAACCAAAAAUCGAAAGCAAAAGCACCAACCUUCCUCACUCGACAGGUAAAAGGAGAGGAAAAGACACGAAUAUAAGCAGCGGGCGAGGGGAAAGGAUCCGAACGGGCGAGAGGAUGCAACUCUCUCGUAUUUUGCUCGCCGUCGUGCUCCAGUGGAUCCUUUGGAUCUCUGGGUCUUGGGCAGCAAAUGCGAGCUCUCCGCUCGUUCCCGCGUACUUCAUCUUUGGAGACUCCCUGGUUGACGUUGGCAACAACAACCAUCUCUUCACGCUUGCCAAGAGCAACUUCCAUCCGUAUGGAGUCGACUUUGACACGCACAUUGCAACGGGGCGAUUCAGCAAUGGGAGAGUUUCAGUCGACUACCUGACUGAGCUUCUGGGACUGCCUUUCGUUCCCGCUUAUCUGGACCCCUCUACCAAAGGCAGCAAGCUUCUCCUCGGCGUCAACUUUGCGUCCUCAGGCUCUGGAAUCCUUGAUUUCACUGGAAAGAUUUUCGGGCAGAACAUGCCAAUGGGCUCUCAACUGAAAAGCAUGCACAAAGUUAAGCAGGAAAUCCAAGAGCUUAUUGGAGAAAAACGCACGAGGACGCUUCUCAGCAAGGCCUUGUUCUCUGUUGUCACGGGAAGCAACGACUAUCUCAACAAUUAUCUCGUCAGGCCGAGGGAAGGAACUCCCGCUCAAUUCCAGGCCUUGCUGCUGUCCAGCCUCAAAUCGCAAUUGCAGGAACUAUACAACAUCGGUGCUCGUAAGCUGCAUGUCGUGAGCAUGCCUCCCAUCGGCUGCUGCCCCCAGUCCCUCUUCAAAUUCGGCAGCAAGAACGACGAGUGCAUAGACUUUGUGAACAAACUCGCGGUGGACUACAAUGUAGGACUCAAGUCCCUCCUCGUGGAGGUGGAGAGAUCUCUUCCUGGUCUCAGGACCGUCUACACGGACUCGUACUACUCGUUCAUGUCCAUCUACAACAAUCCAAGCCAGCACGGAUUCAAGGUCACAGGGACUGCUUGCUGUGGUAUCGGUCCUUACAGAGGCUCUUUCUUCUGUCUGCCCAAAGUUCCAUAUUGCUCCAAUCCAUCGCAACACAUUUUCUUCGAUGAGUUCCAUCCUACUGCUGGAGUUGCUCGAGAUGUUGCUAUCAAAGCCUUUCGUGGAGGGCCGGAUGUAAAUCACCCGAUCAACGUCUAUCAACUAGUUACCUCCAGUUGAAACUAUAAAAAUAAAUUACACCACCAUUGAAUU